UAAAAAUUAAGUAGUAUUAACACAGAUAUAUUGUUUAUUUGAGUUGUCUGGUGUUUAACAAGAUAAAAUGUAAAGUGUAUGUGUUUACAAAACAUAUGUAAAUUAGAAGCAAACUGUAUCCAUUUCACGUUGCGCUACAGAAAAUCAUCGUUCAUCUUCCUCUCAGUGUGCAGUGAUAUUGAAACAUCAGCGAGGAGCUGUGACAGCAGUUAUGAACAUGAGUUUGUUUGUGCUGCUUCUGCUGUCAGGACUUCUUUGCAGCGCUUCUGGUCUUUGGCGAGAGUAUCAGUACAUAAAUAUAAGUAUGACAUGGACAGACGCUCAGAGUUACUGUAGAGAGAGAUUCACUGAUCUGGCUACUGUAGACUCAAUGGAUGAUAUGAACAGGAUGAUGAAUACAGUGAAUGAUGGGUACAGUGGAUCAGUCUGGAUUGGACUGCAGAAGGGAACAGAGAGUAAUUGGGUUUGGUCAAAUGGAGAAGAUAACAUUUCAUACAUUCCAUGGAAUAUAGGAGAACCUAAUGGUGGAAAUUGUGCUAAUUUUAUCAAUAAUGCUUGGUUCGAUUAUUGGUGUGUAACCGAAUUACGUUUUGUGUGUUACAACGAAGCUACUGGAUACAUCAAAAUAGAUUCUUUGAAAAACUGGACAGAUGCUCAAAGUUACUGCAGACAGUAUCACACUGAUCUUCCCACCAUCCACGACUCUGAAGAGCAGAAGCAGCUAUAUGCAGCGGUUAAUUAUGAUGGGAAUUGGUACUGGAUUGGUCUGUACAAGGAAUCUUGGCAGUGGUCUGAUCAGAGGAACUUCACCUUUAGAAACUGGGCAGCAGGACAUCCAUUCAUAAAUUCUGGUGACUGUGCUGCCAUGUCAACAAUUGAUUCUGGAAAAUGGGUUCGAUACAGCUGUGACCAACAGUACCCUUUCAUCUGCUAUGGAGAGGACAAGUUAGUUAAAAGACAGACAGUGAGACUAAACUUGUCCAAUAAUGGAAAUCUCAACUUGAAUGAUCCUACGGUACAGACUGCUAUUCUGAACAAGCUAAGUGAAAAGCUAAAGAUCAUGGGGCUGGGAGGCUUGAGGAGCAUAAGCUGGAGAACGGAUAAAGAUGGAAAGAUGUUUCAUCUGACUAGCAAACGAAAAAAGGCUAAUUUUGAUAAUGUAUGUAAAUAUAUUAGGAACUAAUCAUCAAUGUGUUUCUGUAACUUUAAAACAUACUGUACUCUGAGAAUAUUAAAUGAAUUGUGUCAUAUUUCAGACAAAAACAAUUUGAGUUAUUUUAGAAAAUGUCCUGGCUCUUUCAAGCUUUGUAACGGUAGAAAACUAGAAGCUAUUAUUACAGUUUAUACAUUUUUGAAUAUGCAUAUUUUCCCUACAAAAUCACAUGGAUUUUCCUCAGAAGACCUUUCACUAAACCCCCUGAGCCAUGUGGAUUACUUCUGUGUAGGAUGGAUGCACUUUUUGGGGCUUGAAAGUGGUGGACUUUUAUAAAGCUUGGAAGAGCAAGGACAUUUACGAAAACAACUCAAAUUGUGUUCGUCUGAAAGAAGAUGAACAUGUGUAUCUCAAAUGGCUUGAGAGUGAGAAAUUCAUGGGGUAAUUUUCAUUAUUUGCUGGAGUACCGCUUUAAGCUCUUUAUGAAUACAAUGCAUAGUUUGCUUUGGUGUGUGUAGUAGAUACAAUAAUAUAUUUCCUAUAUGUAAUAGAAAUUUAAUUUACAUUUUUAGUUAGUUUAUUAAUAAAACUUUUAGUUAUUAAGAAAUAAGAAGUUAAUCUGCUGAUAUUCUGAUUUCUGAAGAAUAACAAGAACAGAUCACAUGAGUAUUUAUAAACUGUAAAUGCAUAUAAAUUAUGACAGAUUCAAUUUACUUUGCCUAACCUGAGAAUAAUAAAAACAAGGCAAAACCUUGUUAUAUUAUUUAUAUAAUUAUUAUAUUGCAUUUUUGGGAGAUAUCUAUACUGUGAAUAUUGAAAUACACUUUAAUACACUACACUUCAAUACGAUCUACUGGUUGUUUUUAGUGUAAGGUAAAUUUUGCAUGUGCCUGAGUAAAAAUCUAAUGGAAAUGAAGCAUGAAUUUGCAUUUGACUAGGAAAAACAAAACACGAGAGGAUUUUCAACUCAUUAAAUAAAUCCACAACAUACAUGCAUAAUUAAAAUUGAUUUGUAAUUACAAUGCUUAAUAUAAAGGCAUUUUCCAUUUCUGUCAUUUUCAUUUAUGUUUACUUCAAGCAGGAGAUGAUGUUUUUACAUGUACAGGACAGUAUGCAGAAACUGAAUGGUAUUACAUCUCAGAAACACAAAAACUGAAUGUCUUUUCGGUUUCAUGAACAGUACUAGUCUAGGGAUACUAAAUAAUGUUUUAAAAGUGGACUCAAUUUUGUUGUUUUUGAUAACUUUUUCUUUCCUAUUGUUUUUAAACAAAGCCACAACAAACAUUCUUAAAAUUAAAGAAAUACCAAAAAUGUCAAAUACUGUAUUGUGAUUUUCAUUUUUGUUUUGAUUUAGAUUGUGCUCAGUAAUUCACUUGCUUUGAUUAUUGAAUGGGUAACACUAUUCAUGUUAGCUAAUACAUUAACUAAUGUUAACAAAUACAUCAUUAUGGUGUUUAUUUGGUGUCUUAACACGCAUCUGUGGCGUGACAGCAGUAAAGCUCAUUUACAUAGGCUACACUCAUUUUAAUACACAAAGCAAGAGCUAUGCAAAAACAGUGAUGUAAAAC
Messenger RNA from Misgurnus anguillicaudatus (oriental weatherfish), 2721 nucleotides. The record is from RefSeq and is a predicted model, not a curated record. NCBI's taxonomy places the organism in Eukaryota, Metazoa, Chordata, Actinopteri, Cypriniformes, Cobitidae.